Rhodofomes roseus is the source of this 1050-nucleotide messenger RNA. RefSeq lists its product as uncharacterized. NCBI's taxonomy places the organism in Eukaryota, Fungi, Basidiomycota, Agaricomycetes, Polyporales, Fomitopsidaceae. The record is from RefSeq and is a predicted model, not a curated record. The coding region runs from base 109 to 1050 and encodes 313 amino acids. The transcript has a single exon.
CCGCCACCUUCAGCCGACCACCUGUUCGGCGUUACCUGCUUUUGAGACUCUCUUUCUCGGUUUGCGUUCACCAUCGACUACCUAGUACCGUCGUAUCAUCUCUAACCGAUGGAUCCCAACGGCCAAAAUGGCAUUCGCGUUCCCGACCCAACUGGUGAGCGGUGCCCGAACUACGAACUAGCCGCGUUUGCGGUGAUUAGGCAGGCUAUGACGGCCAACGGCGUCAUGACGGAUGAACAGGCGGUUCAGGCCUUGCGGGACGGUUGGCAUGUGCAUCAUGACGCGCAAAUGCAAGCGUGGCAAGCACAGUCGGUAGAAGAUCGCCGAGUGGCGGAAGAGGAAGAGCAGCGGACGCGCGAAGAGGAGGAGGCGCGUCGGGCAGAAGAGCAGCGGGCAGCGGCAGAGGAACAGAAGACGCUAGACAAGAAGAAACUCAAGCUCGCAACGGUGGACCCGUCUCGAAGGCCCCCGACCCAGCUCCGUCAGAGGGUAGCGGAUUACGCGCGAGAAAAGCUCAUGAAACUAGCGUACGUCGAGCUAGACUAUUUUACGGCUAAAACCCGUCAGUUGGCAGAGAGCCAGGCGAAGAGCGUCGUCAACGAGACCUACACCCUGGUCUCCGGAGACACAGGCCUGAGCUUGACUCCCGCGUCGUCUCUUAAGGCCAUCAAAGGAGUCCGUCGUGACGCAGACCUCCCAUUUGAAGAGAUGACGACCGCGUGGCCCGUCUUCAUUCAGGAGAUCACGGACCUUCCAGAAAUCUGGCCACAGGCAAUCGUGCAGCAAUAUCUCCGUUUUUUCCUGCAAAUCGUGGGGCACCAGGAUAGCCAAGACCCGAUCGGGCAGCCAGCCCUCAUGCGCUACAUGGAGGAAGUUCGUUCAGACUGGCACGAGAAAAUCAUCGCGAAGAACGUCUCGGACCAGACCUACAACAUCGGCGUUUUCGAACCAAAGCUGUACGAGCAAUGCAAAGCCGAUGUGCAGGCAACGUCGGCGAGGCUGCAGAUUCAACGGGUGCGUGUCGUCGUCACUCGAUUCAUUAAGUCUUAG